AUGGCAGCUAUCACCCAGCCCAACGGGCACGCUGCACCCACAUCUGAAUCCGGUUCUGGAAAUCAGAAAAUUCAACCCAAUGAUGUCGGUUGGCAGUUUGUCCCUCAGUACUACAACUUCGUGAACAAGCAGCCUCAUCGACUUCACUGUUUUUACAAUAAGCGGUCUACCUUCAUCCAUGGAGAAGAGGGCGAGGAGGCCCAGGUUGCUCUCGGUCAGCAAGAGAUUCACGAACGCAUCGCGGCUAUCGGCUACGAGAACUGCAAAGUGUUCAUUCAUUCUAUCGACUCCCAAUCCUCUGCUGGAGGCGGCAUCAUUCUCCUUGUCAUCGGUGAAAUGUCAAACAACGCCGGUCCAUGGCGCAAAUUCACUCAGACCUUCUUCCUCGCUGAACAACCCAAUGGCUACUUCGUCCUCAACGAUAUUUUCCGAUACCUUAAAGAGGAAGAAGAGGAGGACGAGCUCGAGGAUCCCGCGGAUCAAGAUGCUGCGGUCGAAGUCCCCGCUGGAGCUCCCGAAAGCCACUCCGCUCCUGUCCCUGUCCCCACUUUCAACCACCCUCCCACUCCCGAGUCUUCCGAGAAGCACGUCACACAGUCUUCUACUCCCAAGCCUGAACAAGCUCCUGCUCACCCUGACCCUAAAGCUGUCCCUACUGAGGCAGUAGUCGCUUCCGUCCCCGAUGUCGACAAGGCUCCAAGUGAACCAUCUGCUGCUGUGCAAGAGCCAGUAACUACUGCUCCUCCAGCGCCAGUCGAGGAGACUGCCAAGCCAGCUGAUACACCUGCGCCUCCUGCUCCUGCUGCUCAGGCAGCUGCACCCAAAGCGAACGGCUCCACUGCUGCUCAACCUCCCGCAGCUCCCGCCAAACCUGCUGCCCCCAAGACCUGGGCAUCCAUGGCCGCAGCCGGUGGAUCCUCUGCACCGAAAGCCUGGGGUGGUGCUUCCACCUCUAGCGCUGCUGCCAGCUCAUCGGCUGCCCCUGCGGCCGCUGCGCCAGCUCCCGCUGCCAAGAAGGAGGAGUCUGCUUCCGCUCCCGCUCAGACUACCAGCUCUGCCAAUGGAUCGAAGCAAAACAACAACCACGAGGGCAAGCACCCAUACUACGUCAAUGCAAUGAACGCCCCUACCCCUCAUUGCUUUGUCAAACUCCCCGGUUGGAACAGCGAGAACCAGGCAGGCGGUGACCAGACCGACGAGGCCGCCAUUCGCGCCACCGCAUCGCGUUUCGGGGAAGUCAAGAAUAUUGAGAUUGUCAGGGAGAAGGCCUGUGCCUUUGUCGAGUUUGCAAAGGUCGACGGUGCUCGUCGCGCCAUUGCUGCAUCUCUGUCCGUUAGUCAAGGAGGAGAAGGCGGAGUCAAGAUGGAGAAUGGUCGAAUUCUGAACUUUGGUCCGAGAAAGGAGAAGGACGAGCGUAGACCCAAGGGAGGAGCCGGAGCCACGGGUGGUCGAGGCGGAGCCAGUGGUGCCGAGAGAGUGGGACGUGGCCCAAACUCGGGUCGAGACGGUCAGGGCCAACAACAAAGGGAAGGCGGAGCUGGUGAGAGAGGCCAGAACGCUGGACGUGGUCGCGGUGGAAGAGGAAGAGGUGGAGCCGCACCUUCUGGUGGAGAUCGUCCAGCACCGACUCAGGCAAAAUAA
Messenger RNA from Kockovaella imperatae, 1641 nucleotides. RefSeq lists its product as hypothetical. Gene Ontology annotation, cellular component: cytosol; ribonucleoprotein complex; Ubp3-Bre5 deubiquitination complex. Lineage: Eukaryota; Fungi; Basidiomycota; Tremellomycetes; Tremellales; Cuniculitremaceae. Gene Ontology annotation, biological process: ribophagy; protein deubiquitination. The coding region runs from base 1 to 1641 and encodes 546 amino acids. The transcript has 4 exons. The record is from RefSeq and is a predicted model, not a curated record. Gene Ontology annotation, molecular function: mRNA binding.